AUGCCGAUGCUGCAGCCGCAACUACUGUUAAUGCUGCGUCUGCUGCAGCAUAUCGAGGGAAUAUCAGCUGAUGUCAAGGCAUUUGGGUCCGCAGCAAUACUGACUCGCAAUAUCGACGAAAUGGUGAAUGUGGAUCCCCACAAGGUUGUGUGCUCACAAUUGCCUGGAAAUUACUCGGUGCAUUGCAAUAAUAGACAUCUGCGUGUGUUUUGGAUACCACCGCAGGAUGAGAGUGGAAACUUCAUUCGAGCUGUCCCUACGUUUAGGGAGGUUGGAAGUCCUCGAUUCACAUCUUUCCCCGAUCAACUGCGUCCACCCGGAGCCCAAGGACGCCACUAUGACCGCAAUGGCACCCGACCGAACACCGUUUACGAGUUCGGUCUGAAUUACGUCACCGCAGAGGGAGUUGUGGCCAUCCCUCCCCAUGGCAACAAGGACUUCCCACGCUGUUUUUGCACCAGUCCACCUGAUGCACCGGAGGCACCAACAAACUUUAACUGUCACUAUCUCCACAAGAACGACUACGCCUGUGAAUGGAUGCCUGGGAAGGACUAUGGAAGUCCCAUUGAAUACUACAAACUGCAAUACAAGGCUUACAAUUCCUCCAACAUGGACAAUCCCAAGUGGGUAGAUUUGGUGGAGGUGCCGGGCUCCCUAACAAAGGCUAACGUCACCCUACCCAUUCGUACGCCCACUGAGGUGCGCAUCAACGCCAUCAACGCCGUGGGACGCAGUGACAUCACGGGACGUCUGGUAAAACCUCCGCUCUAUUACCACACAGAAAAGGGUUGGAAAGCCGCUGAUGUUUUUACUUAUGGUACAAUUGGCCUUGGAGUCCUGUUUCUCCUCAUCCUUCUUGUCGUUCUCAUCAUAUUCAAACGUCGCCAGGCCUCCUCAAAGGGAAGCAAGUCAUCCUUUCUCAUCAAUUUUAAUCGCGGUCGAGGGGGCAAUGGCGGUCAAGUGCGAAUGUACAAUGGCUCAUUGCAGGACAACAGUUUUGCGGCUACAAAAACUACAAGUUUAAGCGGUCCACCAUUUGAUAUUCUCUCCUCCUUUGAACCCGCUUGGAGUCAGGAGGUAAACUCGCUCUAUGGAGCAGGCGUGGCCAUUUCUGGUGAGACUAACGAAGCCCUUCUUAAUCUCAACUUGAUCCCCGCUUCGCAGUUGCGAUUUUUGCGCUAUGUUGGAUGUGGUGCCUUUGGGAAGGUCUGGGAAGGAAGACUACUUGUUGCAACAUCUGGAUGCCCGAACUCAGAGGGUAAAUUCGAACGGGUAGCCCUCAAGGUGCGCAAUGUCAAGUCCCUGUCUGAAGCCGAAUUUAGGCGUGAGGCACUAUUGAUGCAGCGGUACCAACACGAAAACAUAGUUCGUUUUUACGGUAUCUCCAUGGAUUCUCCAAACCACCAGUGCCUUAUAUUGGAGAUGAUGGAACAGGGCAACCUCCGUGAAUACCUCCAUCGCUCUAGACCUCGACUCACCCCGUCCCAAGCGGAGCACCUCUCUAGGCAGGAGCACACAGCGCGUAGUGAUAGAUCAAGUCGCCAGACUGAGACGACGGAAGCUACUACUGGAGAGAGCAUGUGCAGUGGAUUGGGUGCUGUUGAACUUCAUGCAAUGCUGACUAUUCCAGACCUUAUAAGAAUAAUGCGUGACAUCGCUCGAGGGUGCCGGUAUCUCGAAGAACAGCACUUUGUACAUCGGGAUAUUGCUGCGCGAAACUGUCUAGUCAGCCACAACCACGAAAGCGGCCGCAUUGUGAAACUCUGUGAUUUUGGACUUGCCCGUGACAUCUACAAGAAUGACUACUACCGCAAAAGAAAUGAACCAAAACUGCCCGUUCGGUGGAUGUCUCCAGAGGCAAUCCUAGAGGGUCUUUUCACUAGCAAGUCAGAUAUAUGGUAA
Molecule: messenger RNA, 1902 nt
Organism: Echinococcus granulosus
Lineage: Eukaryota; Metazoa; Platyhelminthes; Cestoda; Cyclophyllidea; Taeniidae
Exons: 8
Coding region: 1-1902 (633 amino acids)
Biological process (GO): positive regulation of kinase activity; multicellular organism development; regulation of TOR signaling
Cellular component (GO): membrane; signaling receptor complex
Molecular function (GO): transmembrane receptor protein tyrosine kinase activity; protein binding; ATP binding
Source: RefSeq, a predicted model, not a curated record